This is a messenger RNA of Trachymyrmex cornetzi, 1623 nucleotides long. Its product is annotated as odorant receptor 94b-like. Gene Ontology annotation, cellular component: plasma membrane. The transcript has 9 exons. Gene Ontology annotation, molecular function: odorant binding; olfactory receptor activity. Lineage: Eukaryota; Metazoa; Arthropoda; Insecta; Hymenoptera; Formicidae. The coding region runs from base 16 to 1623 and encodes 535 amino acids. The record is from RefSeq and is a predicted model, not a curated record. Gene Ontology annotation, biological process: sensory perception of smell; detection of chemical stimulus involved in sensory perception of smell.
UUGCUUUUCACCUUUAUGCUGCCACAACUUAUGGAUGUCGUUUUAAACGUCGACAAUGCAGAUGAUUUUACGGAUACUUUCUAUAUUAUGCUCGCCAUAAUUAUGGCCUGUUGUAAAAUGGUCGGUCUUCUGAUAAAUCGCAAAAAUAUAAGGAUAUUAACCAAUAUUCUUAUUCAAAAACCAUUUAUCCCAUUAGAGGCUGACGAAAUAGAAAUCCGCCAAAAAUUCGACAAAACAAUACAAACGAAUACAUUAUGGUACACAAUUUUGGUCGAGACGACAUGUGCAUGCGUAAUGUUGACAUCAUUAUUCACCGAUUUUCGGAAAGGUAAUUUAACGUACAGAGAGUGGACACCGCAUAACUACACAUCCGAGGUGAUAUUCUGUAUCAUAUAUGCUCGUCAAUUAAUAAGCUCGACUAUUGGCUCUAUGGUGAACGUUGCGUGCGACAGUCUGAUUUGUGGUUUAUUAUUACACGUAUGCUGUCAGCUCGAAAUAUUGGAGUGCCGGUUGAAAAAGAGCUUUCUCGGCCAAAAUAAUCUACGCGAAUGUGUACGUCAGCACGACUGUAUAUUUAAAUUUGCAUUAAUGGUGAAUGAAAAAUUCAAGAUAAUUAUCGCUAUUCAAUUUAUUGUGAGCACAUUGGUGGUAUGUUCCAAUUUGUACCAAUUAGCAAAGAUGACAUUGACUGCGCAAUGCUUUCCAUUGAUAUUAUACACAUGCUCCAUGCUCACACAAAUUCUCAUCUAUUGUUGGUAUGGAAACGAAGUAAAACUAAAGAGUGUUCAACUCACCGUUAAUAUCUUUGGAAUGGGAUGGUUAACAAUGAAGCAAAACAGAAAACAGAGUUUAUUAAUAAUUAUGAAUCGUUCAUUAAUACCUAUUGAAUUUUCUAGCGCGUACAUUCUUACGAUGAACCUUAAUUCUUUCGUGAGCUUACUUAAAACGUCAUACUCGGCUUAUAGUAUACUACAACAAAUUUUCACAUUCACGCAAUUUAUGGACGUUGUCCUGAACGUCAAUAAUCCAGACGAUUUUACUAAUACUGUAUACACGAUGUUGGCCAUAUUCGCUGCGUGCUACAAAAUAUUCAAUCUAUGGGUGAAUCAUGAGAGUUUCGCGGAGUUAAUUCAAAAUCUUACGGAAGGAACGUUUAAACCAUUAGUACCUGUCGAAAUUGAAAUUCGACGAAAAUUUGACAAGAUGAUACAAUUCGCAUGCGCGACUAACCAGAGAUUCACGAGAAUUAUCACGUUUCAAUUUAUAGCAAGUACAUUCGUAGUCUGCUCGAACUUGUAUCAACUAACUAGAGCAAAAUUAAUAGUAGAUUUAAUUAUCCUUUUUGCAUACACGAUUUGUGUACUUAUGCAAAUUUUUAUAUAUUGCUGGUUUGGAAAUAAACUUAAACUGAUGAGCCUUCAAUUGAUCGAUAGUAUUUUUGAAAUAGAGUGGAUAGCAUUAGACCAUAAAACUAAAAAGAGUCUUUUGAUAAUUAUGAUUCGCGCAAUGAAACCUAUUGAAUUUCACAGUGCACACAUUUUAAACAUGAAUUUAGAUUCUUUUGUAGCGUUGCUUAAAACGUCAUAUUCUGCUUACAAUUUGUUAACCCAAAUACAGGAAUAA